GUGGAGUUUGGGGCAGAAACUGACAAUUAAGUGCUGAAAUACGUCGACGACGAUGAAGGGUGCUUUAGUUCUUUUGUGCGCGAGUUUGGUGAUCUACUUCGCAGGGGUCGAGGCGAUGGGCAAGUACAGAGGACUCGAAUUCCUCGAGCCCUGUUCCAGGCGGAACUCGCACUUGGAAGCCUGCUUGGCUCAUUCGGCCAACAUCCUUACGGAACACUUCAAACGUGGACUUCCUCAACUCGGAUUCGACGAGGUUGAACCCAUCAUUCUCGACGAACUUCACAUCGCUCUUGGCGGUGGUCCGGAUGGGUACAGGGCGCAAUUCAGGGACGUGGAAGCCCAGGGCGUCUCGGCGCUACGCGUAACAGGCCUCAGGGCGCGACUCACCGAUGACGAAGUUCAGGUCCAGCUCGCUCUGAGCAUCCCCAGGAUCAGGGCCAAGGCCAAUUACCGAUCCAGCGGGAAGUUGAUUUUGGUUCAGGCCAGCGGCGCCGGCGAUUACUGGGGCGAAUACGAGGGUGUAAAAGCCAAGGUGUUCAUCAGAGCCAAGCCUACGCCAAUCGGUGGCAGACAGUACCUUCAUCUUCAGCAGCUCAAGAUGGACUUUAGCGUACAAAACAUUAAAAUGGGCGUAGAAAACGUUCAUGAUGGAAACACGAUUCUUCAAGCUGCCCUGAACUUGUUCAUCAACAGUAACAGUCAGGAACUGCUCAAAGAGAUGAAACCGGACCUUAGACGGAAACUGGUCCAGGUGAUGACGGCAUUCGUCGAAAAGUUAUUCGCUCAGGUACCGUACGACGCGUGGAUCGAGGACUAGACCCAUCACUACACUUGGAAAUCAUACAAACAUAGAUAUGUAGGAUCGAGGCUCCUCGCUUCGAAGGACAGCCAGUUCCCCUAGACUCAGGCACAACAUAAAAUUGGUGGUGUCAUUUUGACAAUCAGAAUUCGGACGUAUCUGGUAUUACAUUCAACGAAGAAGAUUUGCCAACUCCCGUGCCUCUGUGGCUAAUCGGUAAGAACCAGUUCAAGGCUGCUGUAGUUGCAGGUGUCUUUUUGAGUGUUCUUCACCUGUAAAUUGAAGAAAGCCACGAAACACGUCUUUUGGCGAUUAGAAAGGCGUGUGAGUAUCCGAUGUUCCAGGCUGCACGAUCAGAUAGAUUCCGCCUGUGUGGCGAGUAGCGAAACCCGUUGUAAAUGCACAUAGCCUUGCCAAAAUUUUUUAUCGCAAGAAUUAGCGACCUCCUAUAAUCAGGGAAUCAGGGCAAUGUUAAAUUUCUAAUUCAAUCCUUCUGUACUUCACCUCCGCGAUUAUAUUAUCCAGUGCAGCUAUAGUUCACCGUGUGAUUUCCGUAUUACUAUAUACUUAGAUAAUAGUACAUUAUUACUUAGUUUGACAAUGCAAAUUUAAGGUUUAUUGUUACUUUUAAGGUUCAAGUACGUGUAUUCUCAUUAAUUUUUUUACUCACGCGGCGAAAGUUGAACAGGUUAGCAAGAAAAUUCCAAGCACGUCAGUUUUGGCAUUUGAUUGUCUCUCCAGUUGCUAGAUAGCAUUAUCGAAACUCGCGAAUAUCGACGAGCGUAACUUCUACUCACGCAUUGAUCAACGCAUCAAAGCAUCUAUAAAUCUUCGUUUCAUCAUUAAUUAAACAAUCAUAAUCCAUCAUCGCACGUAAUCUAAUUGUUUAAGUUGAUUUGUUGUUGUUGUUUUUUUUUUUUUUUAUGUAGAGUUAGCGCUUGACUGCUGCCCGUUAUUUGCUACAUUUACUCGGUAAUAAUAACUGCGAUUUGAUAUUUUCCUUUCAUUAUUGAUAGUAUGAUGACUUUGUUUUGUCUGUAUUUAUUGAAUAUAUUUUACAAUU
Diprion similis is the source of this 1862-nucleotide messenger RNA. RefSeq names its product protein takeout (gene Jhbp2). Bases 53 to 817 code for a protein of 254 amino acids. Lineage: Eukaryota; Metazoa; Arthropoda; Insecta; Hymenoptera; Diprionidae. The record is from RefSeq and is a predicted model, not a curated record. The transcript has 4 exons.